Messenger RNA from Ictalurus punctatus (channel catfish), 3663 nucleotides. It is a transcript of the gene frmpd2, whose product is annotated as FERM and PDZ domain containing 2. Gene Ontology annotation, molecular function: protein binding. Gene Ontology annotation, cellular component: cytoskeleton. Lineage: Eukaryota; Metazoa; Chordata; Actinopteri; Siluriformes; Ictaluridae. The record is from RefSeq and is a predicted model, not a curated record.
AUGAGUACUUUUGUAAGCCUGCUGGAAGUGCUGGAGUCCCGAGGGUCUCCUCUGGAUGAUGAUGAGGUGUGGGCAAUCCUCCUCACUGCAGCAGAAACCUUAACAAGCAUCUCAAAUAAAGGUCCUGGUAAUCUGUGCAGUAUUAUUAGCCCAGGCUCCAUUUUGAUCUCACCUAGUGGCACUGUUGCGUUCAAAACCUGUGGCCGGACUGACAAUGUGGCAUUCUUCACCUCUCCUGAGAUGACUGUGGCUCAGUCUUCUUCCAGCAAAGAGGCUGUAGAGAAGAUGCUAGUUUACUCUCUGGGAAUGACUCUGUACUGGACUGUAGAUUAUCAGCUUCCUCAAAAUCAGCCUGUCCAGCUUAACGACAACUUGAACAUCCUUCUACUGAGCAUGUGUGAAGAAGAGUCCUGUAGACGACCAAAUCUGCUGGCGGUGCUGCAGCAUUGUGAGCAGCACCAAAAGAAUGCUCUCUUACCUCCUCCAGACAGAAUAAUCAGGCAGCUGGUCCAGUAUGUCCUACAUCACCCACACUGUGAUCAGCACCAAAAGAAUGCUCUCCUACUGCCUCCAGACAGAAUAAUCAGGCAGCUGAUCCAGUAUGUCCUACAUCACCCAGUAGAGAAUGCAUCGGGUAACUUUUCCCUGAUAACCGAUCGAAGUCAGUUGAUUAGACACAAACUUCGAGGAGACUACACUGAGAAUUUCGCUUGGGGACCAAAAGCAAUCAGCUCACCAUCUUACACUGUCCAGGCUGAAUAUAACAGAAGCUCUCACUCCUCCCAUCACAGAGGGAGCACUAGCAUUCCAUACCUUCACAUCCAAAGGCAGCUUAAUGACAGAUCUAACCAGUCAUUUGGCUCUUCACUCAGUCUCAGUGAGAGGAAGCUCAAGAACAUGGGGCCAGAGUUUGUUAGAAUUUUGGAUGAGCCAUUCAUUACCUUGGAGCUGCCAUGUUCCAUUGUGUCAAAGAAAGGGACGUCGUGUUCUACACAAAGGGACGUGAGAGUGAUUAUGCCGAAUGGACAGACCAUCUUAAUCAAAUGUGAUGUAAAGACUAGAGGAGGGGAUAUAUUUGAUAUGGUUAUUGCCCAUUCAAAAAUGGUGGAGCACUUCUACUUUGGCCUUGCCUACACUGACAAUACCAAUGAAUUCUUCUUUCUGGAUAACAAAACCAAAAUUUCCAAAAUUUCCCCAGAGAGCUGGAAAAAAGUACCCACGUCCAUGUUUGUUCUUCACGUCCGAAUCAAAUUUUUCAUCAAUGAUGUCAGUCUACUUUUACACAAGUUGACACGACACCAGUACUACCUGCAGCUCAGGAGGGAUAUUCUGGAAAACAGAUUGCCCUGUAACGAAGAGACUGGCCUUCUUCUUGGUGCUUUGGCUCUGCAAGCUGAAUUUGGGGACAUUUUGCCUGAGUACUAUCAGCCUGAGCACUACGUCCCUAAGAGCAUCAUGGAGAAAAUGGCCAUGCCUUGCCUGAAACAAGAGUUACUGCAUUUACAUGCUAAUAAUGCAAACAUGACGGCUGAGGAGUCUGAGCUAGAAUUCCUCAAGGCCAUCCAGCAGCUUCCGGAGUACGGUAUGUUUUUUCAUCAUGCAGUCUGCCAAAAGAUGCUCAGCUCAGGAGAGCUGCUCUUGGGGGUGUGUGCCAAAGGCAUUGUUGUGUAUGAAGUUAAAAAUAACACCCAUACCAAGAGAUUUACAUUCCACUGGAGAGAAACCAUCAAUAUCUUUGCAUCUAAGCGUAAAUUUGUCAUCGUAAGCAGCAUCAGUAAGAAGAAGCACACCUUUCUUAUGGAGAAAUCCAGAUUCGCAAGGUACCUCUGCAGCCUAUGCAUAGCACAGCACAAGUUUCACAUGGAGAUGAGUUCUCGCCAGUUGAGCCACAGUCUGGUCUCAGAGGAUAGUAAUUUACAGUGUGAAGUGCCCAGUGCCCAGAAUGAUGCAAGCAGGAGGAUUUCCUGUUUUGAGGGGACGUCCAACGAUGGCAGACCUGAUGUUGCUCACCAUGACUCCAUGAGCAAGCUGUGUGAUGACCUUGCCAAUCGUAUUGAAACCAGAAUCAAACAGCAGAGAGACUUAUUGGAGUACUACAAUGCCUUGAGUCGAGAUCUUCAGAGAAUUGCUGGAUCUUCAAAGCGAAGCUCAGGUGUUUCAUCCAUUCCUUCUUUUUUAAGAGACACUCCAACAAGUCCCCGAGCUCCUGUGAGAGAAAUUCUCUGUGUAACUUUGAAGAAAGAUAUGAAAUUAGGCCUUGGUAUUGUAAUUGUUGGAGAAGAAAGUGCCAGUGGUCUGGAUCUAGGUAUCUUUAUUGCAUCUGUUGUGCCGGGAGGACCAGCGAGUAGGGAUGGACGAAUCAGACCAGGUAGCCGCUUGAUCUCACUGAAUCAGACCAGUCUGGAGGGAGUCCCCUUCAAUGAAGCAGCGGAAAUAAUACAAAGUAGCCCCAACCAGGUGGAGCUCAUCAUCUCCCAGUCCAAAGACAGUCAAGCAGAAGCAGACGGUCUUGACGAGUUGGUGACAGUGAUGAUGACGCCAAAAACUGGGCGUAGGCUCCAUGUGCCUGAAGUGCACGUCCUCAGUGUCCAGUGGAACCUGGGGCAGACCCAGGGUCUCCAUCUAGUGGGACAUGCUAGUAACCAGCCAAGGGGGAUACUUCUAAGGUGUUUGACCCACCUCAACUGGCUCCUCUCAAGUCGGAGGAGCAGUGGCUCUACCCCAAGGCUCUCCCACAUUGCCAAGCUCCUCACCCAAUCACAGAGAGUAAAUCCAAGAGGGCUGAACACAGGUCUCCAAUCUGAAGGAAUUUCAGAGAGCCUGUUGCCUGGGGAAGCAGCAGACCAAGAUUUCCACAUACAAUCUGCCUCUCAAGGCUGGGAGAGGCAGAACACAGACACUCAGGAGGCAGAGGUGGUGCAAAAAGACAAGUGGACCCAGGAGGCUUGGCAGAGGUGCCGGCGAGAGGUGCAGUGCAGCCAGGGAGUUUCUCUUUGGAAAUGCUUUGGGGUACUUGGUCGCAUAGUUGAAGGUCACCGGGAUGUAUUUGUGACCCCAGGCAGACAUCGUUUGGGCAAUGGGCCUAGGGCUGUCGGUUUGGCCAGGGUGACAGUGCUCCCUGGAUCUAGGAGGGCGGUAAUGGGCCGGCCGUUCACCCUUACGGCUGUGGUUGGGGGAUCUGGGGGAGAAGCAGAAUGGAGCACACAGCCAGCCAGCCAGGGUUUUACGACGCGCUAUGGGGAGGUUGUAUCUGGCUUGGGCACAUUGGACGGCCUCCACCAUCUCCCUUGGGACCUGGUGGCUUUCAUCCCCACUGCUUUCCGUUCUUCAGGUGGCAGAGCUUGUAGAGAGCAGUCCCUGAUGACUUUCUACACUACUUCAGCAGCGGUGUACUGUUCUGGUUGGCUGGAAAGGGGCAAGAAUGUCAGCCCAACGCUCUUCUUCACAUUGUUCAUGUCAGGCGACCUGACUGAAAGUCAGGAGGAAGGCUUCAACAUCAUCUUUGCUGGGGAGUUUGGUGAAAAUGGCAUUGGCUUCAUGCUCUCAGAGUUGAACACAUGCCUGGACUGUGGAACUGUAAUGCUGUUUCCUGGCCUCAUCAAGGAGGGAGACGUGAUCCUGGUCCUUAAUGGAGAAUCACUUACGGGCUACCAUAUCAGGUAA